GAUAAGACAAUAAAAUAAAAAAACAGAUAAAUGUGCAUACUGGUGUGGUUCAUAUGGGAUUUUAUUUUGAAAUCGUUUGCGCCGGUCCGCCAUUUCGUGCUUUUUGGUUGAUGCAGUGUUCACACUAUGGAGUGGGAAUAGCAACAGAGACACGCUAAUACACAGAAGAUGAGUUCUCAGCAGUUUCCUAGGACUGCGGUGCCUCCUCCUGGGGCCGGACCUGGUCAGACUUCUACUGACAGCAGCGUUCUAGGAACACAAUCAGUAGGCAGUGAGGACAGCAGACUUGAAGUGGAUCACUCUCAGGAUCCUCCACCUGGCAGCAGCAGUGGCAGCACUGGUGGAAUAGCAUCGUUCCGUGAUGAUAAGCAGGAGACGGUUGUGGUCAGGCCCUACCCACAGGUCCAAGCCCUCGGCCAACCUCCUGCUCUGCCCCAGCAUGUGCCUAUCCAGCCCAGCCCUCCGGUAACUGUGGCCGCUCCAUCAGUCCAUCUACUGCAGGGCCAGCAGUCGAGCGUCGGUGAGGCCUCUGUAAAGGCUGCCAUGAAGUCGCCUAUGCCUAGUCGUCUUAUAGCACCUGCUCCGGCUGUUAGUCAAGGGCAUAUUCCUGUUCCAGCCAAAGUGUCUGGACAUAUCGCCGUUCCUCUUGAGAGCAGCAUUGCUCCAGCCUCUAUACCAGUGGCAACUAUCAGUGGUCAGCAGGGACAGAGUAACCUGCAUCAUCUUAUGGCCACUAACGUGCAGAUCUUCAGGGGCAGUGCACCUGCGCUACAGAUUGGAUCUCCUGCUCCUCCUCACACUUUUACUUCCCAUCUGCCCAGAGGCGCAGCUGCUGCAGCUGUCAUGUCCAGCACUAAAGGCCCUACUGUUCUCAGACCAGCCGGAGGAGGAAACGCAGGCCCUAGCCAACCUGCAGCUGUGCAGCACAUUAUACAUCAGCCUAUUCAGUCUCGACCUUUGGUGACCACCUCAACGGCUGUUCUACCCACCAUGGUGGCUCCCAUCUCAGCUGCUAGAACCCAGUCCCCAGUCAUCAACACCCCUGUCACACACUCUGCAGAAAUGGUUCAUGGGCGACCAGUAACCAUUCACCCUCCACCAGCCGCCAUCAACAUCCAGCGUCCACCAACCCCCCGGGAAACUGCUACUCGCAUCACCCUCCCCUCCCACCCAGCUAUUGGAGCCCAGAAAGCCCAGCCCCCUCACACCGUCACACAAAAGCCAAUCUUCAACACUGUGACCCCUGUUGCUGCUGCCACUGUAGCUCCUAUCUUAGCUACCAACAGUGCUCCUUCCGCCACCACUACAGGCUCUGCACCACAUACCCAAAUGACCAGUAGCACUAUUGUCACUAUGACAAUGGCCUCUCAUUCCCAUGCUACAGCUGUGACCACCUCUGCUAUUCCUGUCGCUAAAGUGGUUCCUCAGCCCAUUGCCCACACAUCCCCACGCAUCCAGACAGAGUAUCCAGGAGAAAGGACCAACUUGAUAUCCAUAUCGGGUCAUCGCUCUUCACCAAACCCUGUCAACAUGGAAGCCCGCAGCGAUAACAGGCCGUCGGUCCCAGUGCAGUUUCAGUACUUCUUACCCACACAGUACUCAUCCCCGUAUCCUCUGACCCACACCUACACCCCCAUCACCAGCUCUGUCUCCACCAUCCGCCCCUACCCAGUCACGGCCUCAGCUCAGAGCCCAGCUCUUCCUGCUCAGGCUGGUGUGGGUGUGGCCACCACUGUGCACUUGAACCCAAUGCAGCUGAUGGCGGUGGAUCGCAUCGGCCUGCCAUCUGCACAGAUAAGCACCCAGAACAUCCAGCCAGCCUCUAUGACUGCUCAGGGCAUUCAACCUGCACCAAUAGGAGUGCAGGGGCUGCAUGCCGCUGCACCAAUCAGCACACAGAGCGUACAGCAGGCUCCGGUCGCCACACAACAGCCACAAUCAGAAGCAAAACCACCAGGUGUCGUUUUGGCUGAAAGUCCUGCUUUUGUAACUAAUCCAAUCGGAAGCACUUUCAGUGGCACGCAGUCUGUCACUACGAUGGUGCAGACACACCCUCAGGGGGCGGGCACAGGUGCACCCACACUUGUCUCGUCCCCCCGACCUAGCAUCCUUCGCAAGAAACCUGUGAACGAAGGGGCAGUACGUAAAAGUCUGAUCCCAGCGCAACCGAGUGAGCCUAAUGCUGGCCGAGUGGAUAGUGGGAUAAGGCUGUCGGGAUCCCCUCGCCCAGCGGGAGUGAAGCCCAAAUCUGAUGUUCAUGUUGCUAUGGCGCCUCCGGUCAUGGCAACCGUGGAGGCUCUUCCGAGUCACGGAGGUGAGCAGCAGAAGCUGUCCACUCCUGCUCAACAUCAUUCACAGGCCAUUCCCACCCUUCUGGCUCCACCAGCUCCGACACCUCCUCAGCCCACUGCCGUUCUUUCAGCCCUGCCCGCAGCCAUGGCUGUCACCCCCCCUGUGUCUGCCUCCAUGGCCAAUGCAGUGGCCUCUCCCACCCAGCCAGCGGCCAGCAGCACUGCUGCCCUGAGCUCCACCCUUCCAGAAGUUAAAGUAAAACAGGAAAUGGAGCCAAUGGAUACUUCACAAGCAGUGCCCUUAGCUCCUUCUUCGAUGGGUCCGGCUCCAUCCCUCUCCUCCCAGGCCUCCACCCUGGCCAUAUCUGCUCAACCUGGAGACCUCCUGCCUGGGGCCUCCCCGAGGAAGAAACCCCGUAAACAGCAGCAUGUGAUCUCCACUGAGGAGACAGAGAUGAUGGAGACCAACAGCACAGACGAAGAGAGAGCUAGCAGCCGAGCUCCAGGAAACAGGCCUGAAAGACAUGAGUCUCCACCUAGAGAAUAUGUCGAUGAGGACGGUGUUCGCUAUGUGCCAGUCCGUCCCAGACCUCCCCUCACUCUUCUACGCCAUUACCGUAACCCGUGGAAGGCUGCUUAUCACCACUUCCAGAGGUACAGCGACAUCAAAGUCAAAGAGGAGAAGAAAGGAAGCCUUCAGGACAUGGCCAAUCAGAGAGGAGUAGCAUGUCGUGCUCAGGGCUGGAAAGUGCACCUGUGUGCCGCACAGCUGCUGCAGCUGUCUAACUUGGAGCAUGACGUGUACAGCCGGCUGACCAGCCUGCAGGAAGGGCUCAUCCCAAAGAAGAGAGCUGGAGCUGAUGAUGACUUGCACCGCAUUAAUGAGCUCAUACAGGGUAACAUGCAACGCUGCAAGCUCGUGAUGGAUCAGGUGACUGAAGCUCGCGACACCAUGAUGAAAGUAUUGGACCAUAAGGACAGAGUCCUCAAGCUGCUCAACAAGAACGGAACCCCCAAGAAGAGCUCCAAGUUAAAGCGCAAGGAGCGGGCAUAGAAGCCACUCCAUGGUCUUAAUCUUUCUCCUUCAGCGUAGUUGGACACAAGAAUGCUCUUCAAAAGCUGGAUCUGUCAUGGUUUAUCAGGAUGCUGUGCACAAUCAUCUACUUUCUUUUACAGUCUCAAAGAGAGAGAGAGAGAGAUAUUUGUAAACCAUCGAACUGUUUUUACAGGAACUGCUGCUUACUGUGGACCAUCAGACUGUCCAUUGGGUAUAAGGCAGCCUGGUUAACCAAUGCUUUUUGUUUUUCCCCUAAAGAAAUUCCUUAAGUAUUUCAUUUUAAAAGAAACAUUAUGUUGUAUUGUUUUUUUGUUGUUGUUGUUGUAGAGGCAAAGCUUUUGCUGUAGUGGAUUUAAGAUCAGAAAGGUCAUGUUUGCUAGAUGUAACUUCUGUAUUCAGUUUGAUUCACACCAGUACACACUGCACACAUACAAACACUCACAAUAGUGUGUGAACUUUCCAUGUUUGGUGCCUUGUAACAUGGGUGAAACUGGGGGAUUUUUUUUUAUUUUUUAUUUUAUUUUAUUUUAUGUACGUUAAACACAAAAGUUAAACACUCCCAGAUUAGUCAACAAAUUAAGCCCACAAUGAAAAUGAGGUAAUAGUCUUGUACUAACCAGAUAAUGAUAGCCCUAACUCUUCUAGUUUGUUUUUUCAUCACUGUAAACAUUCAAGUGCUAUAGUGACUGAUAAUAGUACAAAGCAGUGAAAUGUGUACUUGAAAGAAUCAGUAUAAUUAUGUGAAUUUAUAUUAUAAGAAUGUGUGGAUUGUUUUAUGUUUCAGUGUAAGAAGAUUGUUGUUAAUGGAAGUGACAUUGUUUCACUGAGUCUUUUUUUUUUUUUUUUUUGUGCUGUUUUACAGACUGUAAGUGAAUGUCGUUCUGCGUUUGAAUAAUAAUUUUGGUUUUGUACAUUUUUUUUUCAUUCAUUUAUUUUUCUGUGUGUACUCUAUUAUGUGCUAUUGCAGUAAAACUGGAUACAUUUACAAAGCA
Molecule: messenger RNA, 4340 nt
Organism: Megalobrama amblycephala (Wuchang bream)
Lineage: Eukaryota; Metazoa; Chordata; Actinopteri; Cypriniformes; Xenocyprididae
Gene: sap130a
Product: Sin3A-associated protein a
Exons: 21
Coding region: 169-3345 (1058 amino acids)
Biological process (GO): negative regulation of transcription by RNA polymerase II
Cellular component (GO): Sin3-type complex
Source: RefSeq, a predicted model, not a curated record